AUGGAAACUUCACAGCCUCUCUCUAUUGAAAGCUUUUCAUAUAGUUGGUUAGUUAACCUGAAACCAUCUUUGGAAAGCCUAGACAAUUCUUUCAGGGCCUCACUUGAUGCAUCAGACGAAGCUUCCUUCAUUGAGAUGGACCCAAGAAUGCCACCCUCAAAGAGAUUCUUCAGAAAUUCUCAGGACUUCAAAUUUGACUUCCCCAUUUCACAAUCUCCUCUUAGUCUUGUUCAUGCUGAUGAGCUUUUCUCCAAUGGCUAUGUCAUGCCUCUCUUUGUCGAUCCGUUAAAGAUGGAGGCUUAUGAAGUCUCAGAUUCAAUCUCAUCAGCCCUUCCUACCUCUUCGCAUGCACCAAAAACUGUGGUUUCAGCUUGUAAACCUCGUCGUUGUUCUUCAUUGAGAAGGUGUAGGAGAUUGUCGAAGCAAAUAAUUCAGAAGUACUUGGAUUUUCUUAAGCCAUUGUAUCGAAGAUUUCAAGGCCACAGGUCACGUUCUAGAGAUGAAAAUGUUGAUUCAAAAGUUCAGGUAAUGAAGAGAUGGAUAUAUUCAGCAGAAACAUCUCCAAGAAUCAGUGUAGCUUAUUCUGUCGAUGAUUGUUGGCGAAGGUCUUGCGAUUCUGAGAGCUCUAUCUAUGAGGCAGUUCUCCAUUGCAAAAGAUCAAAUGGUAAGUCAAUCUUCACCUAG
Messenger RNA from Dovyalis caffra, 684 nucleotides. NCBI's taxonomy places the organism in Eukaryota, Viridiplantae, Streptophyta, Magnoliopsida, Malpighiales, Salicaceae. The record is from the annotation of a GenBank genome assembly.